AUGGCUGCAGGUAGAAGGAACUUUCUGGACAUAAGGGACCAUUCUGAAGGACAGGCCCACCAGGGAGCAGAGAAGUCCUCCACAAGGAAGGUCUUCUGAGUGCUUCAGAGGAAGACGUUGAAGCUGCAGCAGAUCCUGAUGGACCAUUUCUUUAAGAUGACUAGCCAGCGGGUGCAGAGCCUCUCACCAGAAGACCAGCAAAGCCCACAAACCUCCUGGAAGUGGAUAAAGAGGAUGGGCUUCUUAAUGUCCUGGAUGGCCAGCCUCAUAUGGGCUGAGGCUACAAAGGAACUGAAGUUCAAAGAACCCCUCCCUCGCUCGGACCCUAGAUGUGACAUCAAAGCUGGGCAGCAAGCCCUGUCAUCUUGGCAGCCUGACCUACCCGGUCCCAGGCUGGGUGGUUUUGAAGCUGCCUUUGUCAGCCAGGUCCUGUCCAAACGUGGUACUGACAUCUAUGAUCUUUACUGCGCCAGCUUCCAGAGCUAUGAGGCCUAUCAGAGAGACAAAUACCACAAAGAAGAAAACCCUAUGGGCUUCAUCAACCUUGGUACCAGCGAGAACAAGCUUUGCCUUGACCUGAUAAAAGAAAGGCUGAGUCAGAGUGACAUGAACCAAAUUGAAGAGGAUCUCUUGCAGUACUCCGACUGGCAAGGACAGCCCUUCCUUCGGAAAGAGCUGGCCAGCUUCUUGACCUGCUACUGCCGGGCACCUACACCCCUUGAUCCAGAAAAUGUGGUGGUUCUAAAUGGCUGCUCCUCAGUCUUUUCUUCACUGGCCAUGGUUCUUUGUGACCCAGGUGAUGCCUUUCUGAUCCCCACACCAUGCUACAGUGGCUUCGCCUUCAGCUCCUGCCUUUAUUCGAAAGUCGAACUUAUUCCUGUCUACUUGGAAAGCCAGGCUGACUCGUCUUUUUCCCAUCUCACCAUGGAUACGCUGGAGCUUACCCUGACUCAGGCUAAGAUGAAGGCAAAAAAGGUCAAAGGCCUUGUGCUAGUCAACCCCCAGAAUCCUCUGGGUGAGGUCUACACUCGAUUGAUGCUGAAAGAAUACCUGGCCUUUGCCAAGAAGUACAACCUACAUGUGAUCAUAGAUGAGAUUUACAUGCUGUCCGUGUUUGAUGCAUCCAUCACAUUCCACAGUGUUCUGAAUAUAAAGCACUUGCCUGACCCUAACAAAACCCAUAUGAUCUGGGGCACUAGUAAGGAUUUUGGCAUAUCUGGCUUCCGCUUUGGUGUUCUCUACACUCACAACAAGGAGGUAGCCUCUGCCAUGAGAGCUUUUGGCUACCUCCACGGUGUCUCUGGCAUUACACAGUUCAAGCUGUGCCAACUGCUCCAGGACAGAGAAUGGAUCGACCAGCUGUACCUGCCUACUAACCACAGCCGGCUCCGGAAGGCUUACCUCUAUGUCACUAAGAGGCUGGAGAAGCUGAAGGUCCCCUUUUUCAAUGGCGGCUCUGGCCUCUAUGUCUGGAUCAACUUGAGAGCAUACCUGAGCCCAUGCACGUUUGAGCAAGAGCAGAUCCUUUGCCAGUGUUUCCAGGACAACAAGCUGCUGUUAUCUAGGGGAAGAUCCUACAUGUGCAAGGAGCCUGGCUGGUUCCGCCUCAUCUUUGCAGAGGACCAACUUCAACUAAAAGUGGCUCUGGAUCGGUUCUGCCAGGUGCUCAAGGAACACAAAAAGGCCCCGAGACUGAAACAGCUGAAGCCGGCCAUCGUGACAUAG
Molecule: messenger RNA, 1725 nt
Organism: Arvicola amphibius (Eurasian water vole)
Lineage: Eukaryota; Metazoa; Chordata; Mammalia; Rodentia; Cricetidae
Gene: Accsl
Product: 1-aminocyclopropane-1-carboxylate synthase homolog (inactive) like
Exons: 15
Biological process (GO): biosynthetic process; amino acid metabolic process
Molecular function (GO): transaminase activity; pyridoxal phosphate binding
Source: RefSeq, a predicted model, not a curated record